AUGACCCCUCCAUUGACUACGGCGCCAUGUUCCGAAUACGAUGUUCCGAUAUUAAUAUCUAAAGAUACAUCGAGGCGGAGUUUAGGGCCCGUACGAGAGGAUACCGGUAUAUCGACUGCGGAUUUGAAUGGUGAUAAGUACAAGUUAUUUGAUGAGAAGAAUGGAAUAGAUGGGAUGAAUGGAAUAGAUGGAGUGAAUGGGAAGAGAAAUAGGAAUCAUAAGAAAUGCGAUUCGAAAAUAAGUGUGGAGGAUACUUUGAAUGGCGGUUUUAUAAUUCCUGUGAGCUCUGCGACGACGAAUACGAAUUACGAUAAAAUAAACACGAAUUACGAUAAGACGAAUACAAAUCACAAUAGGAGGAAUAUUGAAUACCCUCAGGGUAAAUCAAUUCCUCAAAAUCCUCACGAUCGAUCAAAUCCCCAACAUUCGCAUCAUACCUCUCGUCUCAGUAUCUCCAGUAAAGCAUCCACCAAAUCCCAUCAAGAAUACAUUAAUUCCCUCGCCAUGCCACCACUAGAGGUCCUCCAAAAAAUCAAUCAUGUACAAGAACAAAAAGAAGUCGAAGCGAUCGCGAAAACUUUAAAUCAUGAUUCGAAUUUGAGUGAAGAUGAGAGGAGGAAGGCGGCAGAACUCAUACAGAGGAAUUAUAGAGGACAUAGGGAACGGAGGAUUUUGGAGGGGAAGAGAUUGGAUGUUGGGACUAGGUGGGUGGAGGCGAUUAAGGAGGCUAGGUAUAGAAACUUGACAACGCCGAGAGCGAGGGAUAGUGGGGAGAGGAGAGGAAGUCAAGGUUUGGAUGGGGAAGGGGGAGAUAUGGCUAUAAAUGCAGGAGCUAUAGGAAGUCCCACGACACAAGAUAAAAUAUCGCACGCGCGAGAAAAUUGGAAGAAGAUCGGUAUGAUAGCUCGACGAGCAGGCGGAGAUGAGGAAUCAGAUGAAGAAGGUGAGGAUGAAUAUAUAGGAGAUUUAAACGAAGAGGAACAUACCGCACGACGAAAGCGCCGUCUGGAAGAAAAGUCCUUGCGACAGAAAGCAGCGAAGAUAAUGGAUUUACAAUAUUUUCUCGAAAUGGUCGAUCUUAAACAUAGAUAUGGAUCGAAUCUUCGUACAUAUCAUGGAGAAUGGAAAAAAGCGGAUACAAAGGAGAAUUUCUUCUAUUGGUUGGAUUAUGGGGAGGGGAGAUUUAUCGAUUGUCAAGGAUGUCCGAGGGAGAGGUUGGAUAGGGAACAAGUGAGGUAUUUGAGUAAGGAGGAGAGAUUGGAUUAUCUGGUUAAGAUUGAUGGGGAGGGACGAUUGUGCUGGGCGAAGAAUGGAGAGAGGAUUGAUACGACGACCGAGUGGAGGGAUAGUGUAAGAGGGAUUGUGAGGAUUGAAGACGAGACGCCUGUUUUUUCGCCGGUGGGGGGUGAGGCAGAUAAUGAGGGGGAUGAGGAGGAGGAAAGCGAGAGUUCUAGUGAUGAUUCUCCCCUUCAUACACAUACACAUACUCAAUCUCACUCAGAAAUCGAAACCGAAACCGAAAUCGAACUCGUAGCCCAACAGGAAGAGUCCCGCGCCGCCAAAUACGCAACCCCCGCCUACUCCCAGCAACAUGGCAUGAAGAAAAUCACGCACAUAUCCGCCAGCACCAUCUUCAACAAACUACUCCGCGGCUCCGUCAAGAAAAACACAUGGAUAUUCGUGGCCGAUACUUCGUUUCGUCUCUACGUUGGUAUUAAACAAAGUGGCGCGUUUCAACAUUCUUCUUUUCUGCAUGGAAGUCGUAUUAGUGCGGCGGGAUUGAUCAAAAUUAAAGAGGGGAGGUUGACGAAAUUGUCGCCGUUGAGUGGACAUUAUAGACCGCCGGUGUCGAAUUUUAGGGCGUUUGUGAGGAAUUUGAGGGGGGAGGGCUGUGAUAUGGGGAGGGUGAGUAUUAGUAGGAGUUGUGCGGUGCUGGUGGGGUUGGAGGCUUAUUUGGGGGUUAGGAGGAGGGUUAAGAGGGUUGUGGGGGUUGUGGGGAGGCGGGCGGGGAGGGAGAGGGGGAGAGGGAGGAAGAAGGUGGUGGAUGGAGAGGGGAUGAAUGAGAGGGACGGGGAGGGGGAGGAUGAGGAGAGGAGUAUGGUUUCUUAG
Molecule: messenger RNA, 2109 nt
Organism: Sclerotinia borealis F-4128
Lineage: Eukaryota; Fungi; Ascomycota; Leotiomycetes; Helotiales; Sclerotiniaceae
Source: the annotation of a GenBank genome assembly